UUGUUUCCCUGAUCAGCUGUUGUGAAGAAGAUGAUGACGUGGCUUCCGGUCUCACACCCGACAUUACAACAACAAGGCAGCCGAGCCGAGCCGAGCCGAGCUGGGAAGAAGAGACGACGGUACGACAACAAGAGUAAAAAGAAAUCCAAGAACUAUCCCUUCAGAAGGAUUCCCAUCGAUAAAGUUGGAAACCACCAACUUCUCCCACAGAUGAGGCAGAUGUUGUAGAGGGGAACCACACCCCCCCCACCCACUGCAGAGACAGUUUAAGCUGUGUUUUUGCUGAGUCCAGAAUGGAGAGGAUUUGAGGGAGCUUUCUCCUCAGGUCAGUCCUGAGUUUUAACACUAAGCUCUCCUGAGCUCAGGUUCUUCAGAGCCCACCCUGCUAGUAAUAUGAGCCAUGGACUCCUGGGCAGUUGAUAGUCCUGUAACCCUGGUCCUUAAGGCCCCCAACCAGAAGUAUGACGACCAGACCAUUAACUGCUUCCUCAACUGGACCGUGGAGAGGCUGAAGAGUCACAUCUCCAACGUGUACCCCAGCAAGCCGCUGUCCAAAGACCAGCGGCUGGUGUACUCGGGAAGACUCCUUCAGGACCACCUGCAGCUCCGAGAUGUGCUCAGAAAGCAGGAUGAAUACCACAUGAUGCAUCUGGUGUGCGCCUCUCACAGUCCCCCGGCCUCGCCCGCGCCCCGCAGCCCUUCGAUGGCCAACUCUUCAGCGUCUGGCUCCAGCGUGAGUACACACACAGUUCAGACGCCGCCGCCGGCUCCGCCUCCCCUGCCGGUCAGUCCAGCCUCCUCUUCCUCUUCUGUCCCCGCAAGUUCUGAUGGCCUGAGGUAUCGCGGCGGCCUCCCGCAGUACAACCCUCAGAGCCCUGCUGAUGUCUCUCAGUGGCCUAAUGGAGCUCAGGUCCCUUUACAAGGCGACCUCCCUGCCAACAUGCCCCCCCACCCCAUGCAGAUGCUGUGGUGGCAGCAGAUGUAUGCACGCCAGUACUACAUGCAAUAUCAAGCAGCGGUCGCCGCCUCUCAGCCUCCCAGCACCCCACCUCCACCCUCUCCCUCCUCCUCCCCCCAUCAACCCGCUCAGCCCAACGAAGCCGUGCAGCCCCCGCUGGGGCCCAACCCGGCCCCCAACCCUCUACCCGAGAACCAGCCGGCCAACCCCAACAUCCAGAUGAACGCACAGGGCGGGGCGGUGUUGAACGACGACGAGCUGAACCGCGACUGGCUGGACUGGCUGUACACGGUGUCCCGCGCCGGCGUCCUGCUCAGCAUCGUUUACUUCUACUCCUCCUUCAGCCGCUUCGUCAUGGUGAUUGGCGCCAUGCUGCUGGUCUAUCUGCACCAGGCUGGUUGGUUUCCCUUCAGGCCGGAGCAGCAGAACGUCGGAGGAGGAGAACGAGCCGAGCCUCCCCAGGAGGAACCAGAGAGACACCAGGACAUCCAGGACAUGGAGCGUCUGAUGGAUGAGGGGAUAGAGGACGAAGACAGGGAUGAGGAAGGAGGUGGAGGCCCAGAGGACCAGGCCCCGGCCGACGGUCUCCCCGAGCCAAGCUUCCUUACCGUCGCGUGGUUCUUCAUCAGCACCUUCUUCACCUCGCUAAUCCCAGAAGGACGACCCCAACAGGCCAACUAGGCGACCCCACACCUCCACCCUACCUCUCAUACACCCCUCUUCCUCUUGCCAGCAGGUACCGCUCUACAGAAGUAUCACGAUGACCACCUUCUUCUUUAAUGUCCUAAAUACCCCAAAAACCAUCUUCAGAUCCCCGCAUACCUUCAAACACCCUUUUAUCCCAGAGCGCCCGGUACAAACCUCCUACACGCUGCCAACCAACGGCCCGACACGUGAAACCCUCUGAAGUUUGAGAGCAGCGUUCUGUAGGACGGUCAGAGAAUAAACCAACAUGUAGAAAGUUAAUCUGGCGUUGUGUUGAUGGAGUAAGUGCUUUAGCAGUGAAAGUGAUUUUAAUUUCUUUUCAUCGAUUGUGAAUUCAUUGACACGUGGCGAUGGCCGUGAGAGACCCUGGAGGGAGCCGUCUUUCAUUUUAAGCAUCAUGCUUUUAAAUAAGGGAUGUGACGCACACACAAAGAGCGAGGCAGGAGACGUGUGUCCUUAACAAACCGCAUCCCGAGAGACAUUUUCAUGUAUGCACACAAUGUGCGUAAAGACAUUGCAGCUACUGAAGCACAUUGUUUUCCCACUUUGUGUAUUUGAACAUUAUUUACACAUGUAAGUAUAGGCAUCUUUAAUUCCUGAAUAUAUGCUUUUUUUUAAAUAAAAAAUAUUGCUGCGGUU
Messenger RNA from Cottoperca gobio, 2302 nucleotides. It is a transcript of the gene herpud2, whose product is annotated as HERPUD family member 2. Gene Ontology annotation, molecular function: protein binding. The transcript has 9 exons. The coding region runs from base 401 to 1639 and encodes 412 amino acids. NCBI's taxonomy places the organism in Eukaryota, Metazoa, Chordata, Actinopteri, Perciformes, Bovichtidae. Gene Ontology annotation, biological process: endoplasmic reticulum unfolded protein response. The record is from RefSeq and is a predicted model, not a curated record.